AUGCAGAAUAUAGACCCAGCAACGAAGAGGAGGAAAUAAACUAGAGUGAGAAGAUAACUCGUAAAUAAGACUUUACAUGAAGAAAGUGAAGAAAAUUACUAGGUUGAGGUUUAAUAGAAAGUAACGAAAAAAUAUCAAAAUUAUUUACAUGCCAUUCAAAAAAUGGGAGAAUUCGAUUGGACAGACGUCGAGAAUACAAACAACCCCAAGGUUAUUUACCCAAGUAUGCAAUAUCUGAUUUCUAGUUCAAUUUUUGCAAGCAUCUACUUUACAAUUUAUGAUUGGAGCGAUGUAUUUCAAUUGUGAUCAUGACUAUCUUCAACAUAACCUUUAAGAAGUUCAGAAAUUGCUCAAGAAAACUGAAUAAACUAAUGGAACUUUAUAAUAAGAGUAUAAUUAUCGAUUAAUUAAGUGAUUGUAAAAAAUAGAAAAAUAAAAAAGGGUAUGAUGUGAAUGAUGAUAUAUUCAUUUUAGAAAUGAGACAGUUGAGAAUUCAGGAUUUAGACGACAUCAUAGCCAAUUAAGAGUAGCAUUAUUUUAUAUAUAAAGAUUGUAAUUGGAAAAAAUUUAGAAGGAAAAUGAAGAAGCCCUACAACAUUUUUUAACAGAUGAUAUUCCAGAUCUUAAACCAUCAAUCAAAACUGAUUAAUCUAAUAGUCUUUUGAGAGAUAUUUUUGGAUUAACAGAGUUUGAAAAGUAAUACAUAGAAAAAAUAGAACUUAAAAUAUAGACAGAUGGAUAAAAUGUUAUUACUUAAGAAACAGGUAAGAAGACCUAGGGAGGUCGAAGUCAUUUGCAACCAAUUUUGGAUGAUGCUCUUUGUUAAGUUUGCAAUGAUGGAGAUUAUACAGAUGAUAAUUUAAUAGUAUUCUGCUCUAAAUGCAAUAUAUCAGUCCAUUAAAAGUGCUACCUAAUAGAAGUAAUACCAAAUGAAGAUUGGAUUUGUGAUGUCUGUUAGACAUUUGGACCAAAUGGAUAAUAUUUACGUUGUGCUUUAUGUCCUAAACUAGGAGGAGCCAUGAAGCCAACUUAAAUUGAUGCUUCUUGUUUUGAAAACUUAAAUUAAACAUAUUUUGAAUCCCAAGGGGAAACAAUGAUGAAAAAUGAUUUAGUGUCUAAAUUAUGUAAGUAUAUUAACGACAUAAAUAGUCUAAUAAAUAGAUGAUGACGAAGAACUUUAUUACGAUUUUAGUAAAUUGCCAAAUAGAGACAUUAGAGAUCUUGAAAACAAUAAAGAUAUCAAAGAACCUUAACCACAAAAGGUUUGGAUUCAUUUGUCCUGUUUCUAUUGGUCACCUGAAUGUUUUCUAGACGAAAAGCAAGACAUAUUGAGAGGUGUUGAUAACAUUAAUCAAAAGAGAUUUACUCUGAAUUGUAGUUUAUGUAACAUCAAAAAGGCUGGAAUGUGUAUCUAAUGUGCGAGAAGCAGUUGUUAAACUGGAUUCCAUGUUGAAUGCGCCAGAAGAUCAGGGAUAUUUUUAACUUAAACUAUUGUAAAUACAAAACCAGAUUACUAAAUAUUUUGUUAAAAGCAUGUUCCACUUAAAGUCAAACGAAUUUUGGAAUCGAAAUAACGAUUAUAUGAAAGAGAAAUUAUUGAUUUCUUUAGAGCCUAUGAAAGAUGCAAAUCUGUUCACAAAAAGUCUUAAUAAAGAGUUAAGAAAGCAAAAUCAUCCAAGGAAUCUCAAUAAUAGUUGGAACUCUAGGAUCAUUAGGAGAAUGAGUUUGAUUUAAUUGAUUUUGCAAUAAAAUUAAAAGAAUUUAUUGACUAACUAUUAGAUUAAAAAUUCAUAGUAAAUUUAAGAUAAGAACAAGGUAAAUAUGUUUUUGAGUCUCUAACAGAACCAUAAUUGAAAUAAUAAAAAUAAUAUUACUUAACUAAACUACCAGAAGUAUAUUAAAGUAAGGUAGAUUAAAAUGGAUUAAUAAUUACGUAAUUCUAUAAAAGUACUAUCACUGCAACUGAUGAGUUAUGGAAAUUCUUCAAAUACAGAGACUUUGAAAAAGAUAUCAUUUAUAAAAUGUAUGAAAAAUUGAGAAGAAGAGCAAGUAAGUUCAUGCAAGAAUUAAAUCCACAAAAAAAGUAGGCCAAAUUGAUAGAUAUGCUUAUGUUAAAGAAAUUCAAAAAAAGCAAAAAAUCUGAUUAGAAAAAAGAGAUAUUCAUUGAAUAAGUAGGGGAUGAGUAUUAUUAAAGAGAUGACAAUUUAUAUUGUGUUUGCAGAGGCAAAUUUAAGGAUGGAGAUCCCAUGAUUUGUUGUGAAUCUUGUGAGGAAUGGUUUCAUUUUGAUUGCUUAGAAAUAAUAAUCCCUUAUGAGGAAAUAAGCAAAAUGAAUUUCUACUGUUUUCUUUGCCUAGAUGAAUUGUCUAGGGAGAGAUAAAUUGAAAUAUAUAGCAGUUAUGCAAAUGUAUUUAAGGAUACUUCUUUUAAAUUGCAAAGAGAAUUAGCAGAUAAAUGUGCAUUAAAUGAAUCUCGAAAAACUAGAAUGAAUGAAUAAAAGGAGGCUAAGUUAAUUGAAGAGAACAAUACAAUAGAGCAAGACAAUCAAUAAUUAGAAUAGAUUUAGGCCGAAUAAUAAAAUAAUAAAUAAAAUUUUGGACCUUUAGAAGAAUCUGAUCUUUAUGUCAAUAAAUAAUUGUAAAAGGAAUUGAAUUCUGGAGAAAAUAAUGAUAUAUAAAUAGAGAUGCAAAAUGAUGGAAUUGAAAAGAAUAAAAAAGGGGAUGAGCAUGUUAAGACUCCCAGCAAGACACAAUCGGUUGAGGAUCCUGAUAAUAAAUUAGAAGUACCAGAAACUUAAGAAAAACUAAAUAGCAAACUUAAAUAAAAAUCUAUUCAUAACUAUAUACCUAAAUAGUGA
Messenger RNA from Paramecium octaurelia, 2855 nucleotides. The record is from the annotation of a GenBank genome assembly. Lineage: Eukaryota; Ciliophora; Oligohymenophorea; Peniculida; Parameciidae.